CACACACACACACACACACGGCGGCAGCAGCCCUGUCGGAUCAGACCGGGCUGACGCUCAGACGGAGGACUUAUAUAAAAGUCCUCCUGGACUCGUUUUAACGUCUAAAAGUGUCUGUAAUGUCGUUAAACCGCCGUGGAACUACUCGAACAUCAGGAUUAUGACACGCUGUGUCGUCUGGAGUCUGAAAACGAUUUAAAAACGACGGAAAGUGACUUUUUUUUUUUUUUUACCUUCGGCUCACAGUCGCGCGACACCAGCGGAGGACGAACGUUGAGGGGAUUUUACGGACAUUUUUCUACUUUUUUCAUAUAAUCUUAGUUUUCUCGUUUUUUCGAGGGAUUUUAGUCUCUUAAACACGCUCGGACCCGUUGACGUGAAGUUAAAAAAGCCACUUUUUGUCACUCCGUGUGCUCUGAAGUCAACAUGCUGGCCAACACGGCGCUGUACGCGGCGAAGAAACGGAAGAAGCCGGUCCAGAAAAUCCCAAAACCUCCACCCCCCGAUGGCACCAAGUCCAACCCCUCCAAACGCCACAGAGACCGGCUCAACGGCGAGCUGGACAAGCUCACCAGCCUGCUGCCCUUCACCGAGGAGGUCAGGGCUCGGCUGGACAAGCUGUCCGUGCUCCGCCUCAGCGUCGGAUACCUGAAGGUCAAGAGCUUCUUCAACGCCACCAUGAAGAAAGGCUCAAACGGCUCCAGCUGGACCGGUGAGCGAGGCCUGAUGUUCGGGGGAAACGGUCCGAACACGCUGCCUUCCUCCUCCACAAGCGUCACUCCUUCAGCCUCCUCCACCGCCUCCACCCAGAUGACAUCCAUCGACGGAGUCAGCUUCUCCGAGGGAGAACUGCUGCUGCAGGCGCUGAACGGCUUCGUGUUGGUGGUGACGGCUGAAGGAUACGUCUUCUACACGUCCCCGACCAUCCAGGACUUCCUCGGCUUCCACCAGUCGGACGUCGUCCAUCAGAGCGUGUUCGAGUUGAUCCACACAGACGACCGAGCUCUGUUCAGACGCCAGCUCCACUUCGCUCUCAACCCCAGUGGAAGCCAGCAAGAUGGCAUCGCAAUGAGUCCCAGUGAGCAGAACUCAGCGGAGAUCAGCAGCAACGUGAUGACCCACGACCCAAAGAACAUCCCUCCAGAGAACUCGGCCUUCCUGGAGAGAAACUUCUGCUGUCGCUUCCGCUGCCUGCUCGACAACUCGUCCGGCUUCCUGGCCCUGAAUUUCCGCGGCCGCCUGAAGCUGGUCCAUGGUCAGAACCGGGUGUCCGAGGACGGGACGUUGAUCCCACCGCAGCUCGCUCUAUUCGCCAUCGCCACGCCAAUGCAGCCGCCAUCCAUCCUGGAGAUCCGCAACAAGACGCUGUUGUUCCAGACCAAACACAAGCUGGACUUCACCCCCAUGGGCGUCGACACCAGAGGGAAGGUGGUUCUGGGUUACAGUGAAAUCGAGCUCUGCAUGAAAGGUUCAGGCUACAACUUCAUCCACGCUGCAGACAUGAUGUACUGCGCCGAAAACCACCUCAGAAUGAUGAAAACAGGAGAAAGUGGUUUCACCUACUUCAGGCUGCUCAGUAAAACCAGGUCCUGGAUCUGGGUCCAGGCCAACGCCAGGCUGGUCUUCAAAGGAGGGAAGCCGGACUUCAUCGUGGCCCGGCAGAAAGCUCUCACGAAUGAAGAAGGCCUAGAGCAGCUGCGCCUCCGUCGGCAGCAGCUGCCGUUCUGCUUUGCAACUGGAGAGGCGCUGCUGUACGACAUCGUCCCCACCAUCGACCCCAACCCCCCGACAUGCUCCGCCCCCAAGCAGAGGAAGCUGGACAGCUACUCCGUCAGCCCAAACUCCAUCCUGGGCUGCAUGCUGAACCAGGACCAGUCCAUCUACUGUGAACAAGACACUGCCAACAACCUCAACUCGCUCAACGACGCCGUCUUCCAGGACACCCACGCCACCGUCAGCGUGCCCGGAGACAUCUGGCUGGAGACCACACCCAAACCUGCGGGAAACCUGGUGAAGUCCGAGGCCACAGUUCAGGACAUGAUGGAUACCCUGCAGCAGAUCCUCGGGGACAACGACCUCAGCGAUGCCCUGGAUGUGGCGCCGGAUGAGCUGAAGAGCUGGGAGAGCACCCUGCUGAAGAUGAGCACCAACAGCUGCGAGAUGAACGAGGACCUGAACGAUAUUCUCAACAACGACAUCCUGGCGUACGUGGAGGAGCAGCUCCAGAGGGAAGGCGGGCUCAAGUUGCCGGAUCAGCUGGACGAUAUCCUCCAAUGCCACUCCACGUUGGACCUGCAGAACCAGAAUCUUGACCAGUGUGAAGAGCAGGACUUUGGCUGGCCUCUGGAGCCACAAGUACCAAACGUAGGGGAUAUGAUCACCAGGCAACCAAAUCCAAUCCUGGGGAUGAUGAAACUGACCCACAUGGAUCUUCCUCAGAUGGGUUCUUCUGGUCUCAACGGUCCGACCCUUCAGCAGAUCACCUCCCAACAAACUCCUGAUGUUCUUGGACAGGGCUCCACUGGCGCUCCAGUUUCCUUCAACCCCACCUUGGUGGACUCUAGCGCUCAGAACCAACUGAGAACCUUACAGGUCAACGCCAAGGAGAACAACCUCAGAGGAUUCUCACUCAGGCAAACCAAUCAGAUCCACCCAAACCAAAUGGCUCCGAACCAGCUCCAGAUGAGGACGCCCAACCUUCAGAUUGGCCUACAUGACCAAACCGCCAAUCCCGUCUUCAAGUUUCAGGGCAACCAGUGGAACUCCUCAGUCCCAAACCAAGCCUUUGUAGAAACAUACACCCAAAAUAUUUCAAACAAACCCGCUUUCACUGCAGAUCCUCCAUCGACCAGCUGCCUGCAGGGACACUUUUCACUCCAGACACAAAACAGUGAGAAUCAGAGACUGUCAUGGCCGCUGGAGCAGCAGCAGCAGCAGCAGCAGCAGCAGCAGCAGCAGCCGCUGAUCUCCAGUGGACACCAAAUGGGUGCCUGCCUCAACCAAAUGUCAGCGUUCCAGAGGAAUCCCGUUCCUGGUGUCGUCGCUGGCCAGAACGCCAUCAACGGCAGGCCCGUGUUCCGGACUCCAGAGACUUCAAACGUAUCGUUUCCCGUUCAGCAGAACAUGGUGCCAACGAGCAGCUGUAUGUUCAGAAACGCCCCCCCUUCCGUGCCUGUAAAUGGCGUGCACCCCAUUCAGAGACUAAACCCCGCCAACAACCAGAUCCCCUCCAAGCCUUCCUGUCUGUAUCAGAGUCUUCCCGGAGGCGGAUCCGUGCUGGGGAGGACGGCCAUCCCGACUCCUGAUGAGGCGCCGCUGUCCUGCCAGAUGAGCGCCGGUCUCGACCCGGACAGCCUGUUGAUACAACAGCAGUUCAUCAACUUCAGUGAACAGACACAGGUGAACAGCCACCCAGUUGUCGGGAACGGAGGUUUCCCCUUCUCGUCCUCGCUGCCCAAUGGGAACGCCUACUACUCAGAGAACAAAUAGGAAUCAGCUGCUGUGAUCUGCGACGUCAGAGGAUCCAAACCCGGACUGCUUAAGACUCCUGUCUCUAAAUGUCAAAAGUGGAGUAGACUGAAGACCAGAAAUGAGCCCGAUGAGGAAAACAGGACGCCUCUCCUUCUCGUCUUUCUUUUGAUUCGGCAGUGAAAACUUUUAAGAGUUCAUGUGUUUGGUUCAGGCCGUCUGGAAGAGAAGAAGAAGAAGAAGAAGAUCAUUUUGGAGUUUGUGUUUCUCAGAGAAGGACUCUCUGGUUGGAGCUGGUUGGAUCGUACCAAAAGAAAAGAAAAAAAACAAAGAACAAAGAAAACGGAUGACCGCCAUCAGUGGACUGUUUUUGAUUUGAGACAACACAAGUAAGUCUUGCAAACCAUUUUCAGGUUGUUUUUUUUCCUACCACAUCGAUGGAUGAUGAAAGUUUGGCUGCAACAGCAUUGUCCUCUUUCUCUUGUGAUUGCAUACAAAUGAGUGUCUUUUGUUUGUCAUCUGGGAAUAUUUAGAUGUCUGGGAAUCAAAAGAAACUCCAGAAAGGAAAGUGUAGAAGAGUUUGAGGAGGUCUUUUCUCUUGUAAAACACUGUAGACAAACCAUGAAACUUGCCCUGAUGUGGCUUGUCCCAGUACAGAUUCUGGCUCAGUACUGCCCCCUUUGGGCCGGAGGACACAACAACACCCACUGCAGCUGCGUUCUGUGGUUGUUUUUCUCCCUCUGGUCACAAGAAAUGAUCCCAUUCAUGCUGGAAACUUAAGUCGGUGUGAAAGUGGAAGUUAUUCAAUCUCAAAACAAGAAGUCAGACCUCUUCUUCUUCUUCUUCUUAAUGGAAUUUUGAUGAUUGUUUUAUCAUCUAGGAGCUCUGUAGUUAUUCACAAACAUCACAGUGCUCUAAGACAGUUUGUUUUACAAGAGAAAAGACGUGAAGGGUGACGAUUAAAAGCCUCCGUGAAAGUUAACAGAAAGAAGCUCCUGUUGAUCCUCUGCCGUCUGCGGUGCACAAACACAAACCUUCCUCCCUGAAAAUCUGUUUGAAUUGUGAGCGCUCAGAAGGAUAAAAUGUCGACCUGUUUUGUUUUAAUUGUGCUGUUUUUGUCCUUUUGAUUAAGUUCAUUUCAACUCUUUACUGUUCCCAGUGAGGGAGAUUAUUUGCUUUGCAGACAGGGUAUAUAAAUAAAACCACGCACAACAGCAACGUCACAACAUCGUCCAACUAACAGACGAUCUUCAGCGUUCAAACACGAGAUGAUUCUGUGAAAAGAGCUGCUCGCUUGUGCCUCUUCGUAUGUAUUUGAAACGCAUUCAGCCCGAGCUUCUUCUGUCAUUGAGCCAGUUUUUCUUUUCUUUGAUAUUUCUGUGUUUUCCUGUUGUGCCUUAAACCGACAGCACUGUUUGAGACUUUAAAGGGACAGUCUGUCGACACUUUAAAACAUUUCCACCGGGAUUUAAAAACAUUUUUUAAAUGAUAGAACCAAAGUUAAACUUCAACAAGCCAACCGUUUUGCACUAUUCCUUUAAAGUUUGCCAAAGCAUAGCGAAGUGAAAAAUAAUCCACAGAUUUGUUUCUGAGCUUUAUCACAAAAAGAUAGCAACGAAAUGUGCACAAAUUAAGAUGAUUUUAGUGAUUUUAAACGGACUGGACCCUCCAGACUUUUCAUUAGAGCAGAAUAGACCCAGUGAGAGUGAAAGCUUUACAGGAGGAUCAGGGCCACCAAGUCUUUGUCUGACCUUUUCUUUGAGCCUUUUCUGAUCGCUGCCUUCACAUUGGAUUAAAAUAAACAGAGUAAUUAACGGCCAGAUGUUCCGUCAUCAGUGUGUGACCCUCUCCCUUGUGUUUCCCGACUCAGACCUCCGUCCUCUUUCCUUUUUUCUGUCUUUGUGGUUUAAUUUAUCGACGUUCUCGCUCAGACCGUCUGGCAGCGAAACACAGAAGUAAAAAAAUGGUUUAAAGGCAGCUAUUGUAUAUUUUUAAAACUGGGGGGGGAAGAACACAAGUUAAACUUCAAGUGCCUUCGAAUUGACCUCUCUGUUGAUUGUCUGUUGAUCUUAAAAAAAAAAAACUCAGCACUUAGAUUGAAACAGAAAAAUAAAGAAAGCCUCCAACGUGCGUCGCUUCAUCAGUACUGAGCCGCGGAAGCUGAACUUCUGUGCAGAAUACUUACAGCUUCCUCUGUGACGUGAAAACUUGAAUAUUUUUGACUUCAAUUUCAAAAAAAAUAAAUGAAGCCAUCUGUGGUGCUUUAUUCUCCAGGAUACCAAAGGGACAAGACAGAAACACACAUCCACGCUUUCUGUCGACUGUCUGAUGGUUCUGAUAGGAAAUGGACCAGAACGAUUGUAGUCGUGGUUUCACAAACUGUGAAGAUAUGUUUAUAUUCACAAUCGAUGCUGCGUUCACGUCACGUGGGAGUCAUCAAGAGUUCCCAAGAACUGAAAUAGAGACGAUUUUAAGGUCAGAGUGCUUUCAUGGAUUUAAAAUAUGUCAAUAAACACAAAAGAAGAAGAAAAGAGAGAAGAGAACAAGCCAUGAAAUAUUAAAUCAUCGGCCUUUCAGCCCCUCAGCUGUGCAGAAAUUACAGACAAAACUUAUUUUUUAAAAUGCAAAACAUGAAAUUAUCAAUCAUCUUUUCAAAAUCCAGAUAUUUUUGAACCACAGUUGUCCAAAGGGCUGUGGUGAAAGAACAACAAAGUAAAGACAGAUGUACUCCAACAAACUACAAUCAGGAAACAAGCUAGAAGUUUCUGAAUUUACGAGGUGCACUCGAAUGCACCGUGAAGUGGGAAAAAUGGUGCCUUCCAUCUGGUUCAGGUUUUGUGUGUUUACAGGAGUGUGUAGUUUGGAUACGGGACAAACCAUGUGACGUGAACGUCAGCAACAACCUGCCCCUUUCUCUGAGAGUCGUUGAGGGGCAUUCUGGGUAAUGUAGUGAACCACUAACUGCAGUGGAAGCAAGGGAGGCAGGUUGAGUUACGACUGUUUUGGCUCAGUUUUUCUUAAACAUGCGGAAAAUCUCAGUUUAAGGCUCAUAAAAAUAUGUUUUUCUUUAAUAUUGAUUGGAAAGAAAAAUUGUAGUUUGUUUACUAAAUGUUCUCUGUCACCAAGUAACUUAAAUAUUACAGUCAAUCUACAUAUUUAAAGGACAAAGUGAUGAUUGCUUCUUAACAAUCCGUGAAAGUUGAGCCAGAAGCUUUUGUCUCCCCAUAUUUCUCUCCUUUGCACCGUUGACGUCUUUUGUGAACUUGAACUUGAGUUUUGACGCGUUAAAGAACAGUAUGGACAGCGUUAUGAGGUGCUAUGACAGAAAUCACCACGUGUGCCUUGACAGCAGAGUCACCAAAAAAAUCUGAAUUAGACCAAAAAUCAUCACAGAUGGAUCCAAUCAGUACAAAAUGAAGCGUUGUCGAGUGCUUUCAUCGAAAUAUAAUAAAGGAAUAUAAAUAUAUAUCUUGUUGCUUGCUUCUAGAGUAAAACAAAAAAAAAGCUUUCUACUUAUUAUUCUUUUAUUUUUCAAACCCAGGAGGCCUAGACUCCACAUUGCAGUAUCUUUGUGUACCUGUAUAUAAUUCUAUAUAUUUGUUGUUUUUAUUUUUCAAAUAUUGUCCUAUAAUGUGUAUUUUAACGUCGUAUUGCCUUAACCUGACUCACGUCUGUCAUAAUUUUUUUUGUACAUUUUCCGCACAGCAUAAACAUAUGUAACCUCUUAUAAUGAUGUUUUCUUUUUGUAUCUCUUCAACUUAUUAUAUUUUAUGGAUUUGCCUUCAAUAUUUUUGCCUUUUAUCAGCGUAUUGAGUGUUUGAUCUUUUCAUGCUGACCAUAUUAAAGGUGAUCUGAUCACACGA
Molecule: messenger RNA, 7331 nt
Organism: Acanthopagrus latus (yellowfin seabream)
Lineage: Eukaryota; Metazoa; Chordata; Actinopteri; Spariformes; Sparidae
Product: aryl hydrocarbon receptor-like
Exons: 11
Coding region: 427-3489 (1020 amino acids)
Biological process (GO): regulation of transcription by RNA polymerase II
Cellular component (GO): aryl hydrocarbon receptor complex; nucleus
Molecular function (GO): nuclear receptor activity; transcription cis-regulatory region binding; protein dimerization activity
Source: RefSeq, a predicted model, not a curated record